CGGAGGCUGGGUGUCUCCUGACCGGAUGAUGACAGAAGUUUUCGGUGUAAUGUGGCUACUUUUUUAUCAUGCAAUCAUCCAGAUAAUAACACCGCCAGUAUUCUAAACCGCAGUCGGGACUCUUGACUCUAAACUACUUUGUGUUUUAAUGAAAUAAACUCACAGACACUCUGCGGACAGACUGCGGUGCCAUCUGGGAACUUUUGGUUUUUGCUGGAAGAGCGACCCGUUGGUUUCUUAUUUGACCGGGCAGGAGAGCAGGAAAGAGCCCACUGGGCUAACCGAGGUGCCGCGAUGGGAAACCGGGGAAUGGAAGACCUCAUUCCGCUCAUCAACAAGCUCCAGGACGCAUUCAGCUCCAUCGGACAGACCUGCAACUUGGACCUGCCUCAGAUAGCGGUCGUCGGCGGCCAGAGCGCAGGGAAGAGCUCGGUGUUGGAGAAUUUCGUCGGGAGGGACUUUUUGCCCAGAGGAUCUGGCAUCGUCACCCGUCGUCCUCUCAUCCUCCAGCUGGUUAACAAUAAAGCAGAGUAUGCAGAGUUCCUGCACUGUAAGGGACGCAAGUUUGUGGACUUUGAUGAAGUCCGUCUGGAGAUUGAAGCAGAGACUGACCGGCUCACCGGGUCCAACAAGGGAAUCUCCCCCAUCCCCAUCAACCUCCGUGUCUAUUCCCCUCAUGUGCUGAACCUGACCCUGAUCGACCUGCCCGGGAUGACCAAAGUGGCCGUGGGAGACCAGCCCCAUGACAUCGAGCACCAGAUCAGGGACAUGCUGAUGCAGUUCAUCACCAAGGACAGCUGUUUGAUCCUGGCUGUCACUCCAGCCAACACUGACCUGGCCAACUCUGAUGCUCUGAAGAUUGCUAAAGACGUGGACCCUCAGGGGCUGAGAACCAUUGGUGUGAUCACAAAGCUGGACCUGAUGGACGAGGGGACGGAUGCACGAGACAUUCUGGAAAACAAACUACUGCCACUCCGCAGAGGCUACAUCGGGGUGGUGAACCGCAGUCAAAAGGACAUCGAUGGAAAGAAAGACAUCCGUGCUGCUUUGGCUGCUGAGAGGAAGUUCUUCCUGUCUCACCCUGGAUACAGACACAUUGCAGAACGCAUGGGCACACCACAUCUGCAGAAGACGCUCAAUCAGCAACUUACCAACCACAUCCGUGACACGUUGCCAGGGUUACGCAAUAAGCUGCAGAGCCAGCUGUUAUCACUGGAGAAGGAGGUGGAGGAGUACAAAAACUUCCGCCCAGAUGAUCCCACACGCAAGACCAAGGCAUUACUCCAGAUGGUGCAGCAGUUUGGCGUGGACUUUGAGAAGUGCAUCGAAGGGUCUGGAGAUCAGGUGGACACCUCUAAUUUGUCUGGUGGAGCGAAGAUCAACCGAAUCUUUCAUGAGCGUUUUCCAUUCGAGCUGGUGAAGAUGGAGUUUGACGAGAAGGAGCUGAGGAAAGAGAUCAGUUACGCCAUCAAGAACAUCCACGGUGUCAGGACAGGCCUGUUCACCCCAGACAUGGCGUUUGAGGCCAUAGUGAAAAAGCAGAUCAUUAAGCUGAAAGAUCCGUGUCUGAAAUGUGUCGACCUCGUCGUCACCGAGCUUGUCACCCUGAUCAGGAAGUGCACUGAAAAGCUGGGAUCGUACCCUCGACUGAGAGAAGAGACGGAGAGAAUCGUCACCACCUAUGUCAGAGAGAGAGACAGCAAGACCAAAGACCAGGUGCUGCUGUUGAUUGACAUUGAGCUGUCCUAUAUCAACACUAACCAUGAGGACUUCAUUGGAUUUGCAAAUGCCCAGCAAAGGACUGCUGCUAAUGCCACCAAGAAGAGAGUCAUGCCCAAUCAGGUGAUCCGCAGAGGCUGGCUCACUAUCAACAUCAGUAUCAUGAAGGGAGGAUCCAAGGACUACUGGUUUGUCCUGACUGCUGAGUCUCUCUCUUGGUACAAAGAUGAAGAGGAGAAAGAGAAGAAGUACAUGCUGCCUCUGGACAACCUGAAGCUGAGAGAUGUUGAGAAGGGCUUCAUGUCCAGCAAACAUGUCUUUGCCAUCUUUAAUACUGAACAGAGGAAUGUGUAUAAAGAUCUGCGUCAAAUUGAGCUGGCAUGUGACACUCAGGAGGACGUCGACAGCUGGAAGGCUUCAUUCCUCAGAGCUGGUGUUUACCCUGAGAAAGACCAGCCUGAGAGCGAAGAUGCGAUGAAUUCUAGUGACACCGUGUCCAUGGACCCGCAGCUGGAACGGCAGGUGGAGACCAUCCGCAACCUUGUGGACUCAUACAUCGGCAUCGUCAACAAGUCCAUCAGAGACCUCAUGCCCAAGACCAUCAUGCACCUCAUGAUCAACAGUGCGAAGGACUUCAUCCACUCUGAGCUGCUGGCCUACUUAUACUCUGCCGGCGACCAGGGCAGUAUGAUGGAGGAGUCCCCAGAGCAGGCUCAGAGGAGAGACGAGAUGCUGAGGAUGUAUCAUGCUCUGAAAGAGGCCUUGGUCCUCAUAGGAGACAUCAGCACCACCACUAUUUCUACCCCAGUGCCUCCACCAGUAGACGACAACUGGAUUGCCAAGGACCCAAGUCCCCCACCAGCAUCCCGUGCUGCUUCAGCAACAGCGCCUCCUCCUAGCAGACCCCCAGCAGCGAGGGGGCCCACUCCUGGUCCUCCACCCCCUCUCAAUCCUUCACCAGCAUUUGGGGCACCGCCUGUGCCGUCUCGACCCGGCCCCGGCCAAACGGCCUACGCAGGCGAUCCCAAUUCUGUGCCUACUAUCCCCUCCAGGCCGGCCCGUGUGCCUCCUGCGCUCCCACCAGGGAUUCCUAGCAGAAGACCCCCGGCUGCUCCCAACCGACCUACUGUCAUACGUCCUUCAGAGCCCUCCCUGCUUGACUAGAAACACACACACACACACACACACACACACACACACACACACAUAUAUAUGAAAACACCUUUCCGUUUGUUUACACUAUAUUUGUCUUGGGCGGAGAUAGUCAUUCUUCUUUUCUCGUGUAUAUUCCUAUAACUACAAACCUUGGUAAUCUGAUGCUGUUUCAGUCUGUGCAUUUCAGAAGCAUUAUGUAUGUAAUUUUGUCUCUAUGUGUAGGUAGCUUUUUUAACAAAGUAUAUGAUGAAUUAUUCUGCAUUCAGUAUUAUGAAAAGGGAUAAAUUUGAUGAUUUUAUCGACUUAAAGGUUAUGAACCAGCGGGUCUUCUUGAAUUAUGCUUGUUUUAUUUGAAAUGAACUGUCUCUUAAAAACAAUAUGUGAUUCAUAACUUUUAUAUAAUGGUAAGAAGCAGUUUCGUGAGUUGUAUCCUCGCUAACGUUUAGUCAGUAAUCUUACACACUAAGCACCUCAUUAAGUAAGCAGCACUUUUUUGAUAGCCUUCUCUUCAGUGUUGGUAUGUUCACAUCUUCAAAGUCAGCCUUUAAAAGAACUUAUUAAAAUUAGACAGGCCAUGGAAAUUUGUAUGCAUGAAUAUUUUGGCUAUUUUUCAAGUAUAGUGUAGUUGAGGUAAGAAUGACCUCCCUCCACUGCUCAUCUGUGGUUAAAUUUGUGCCUUGAGCAAAAAGUGAUUACUUAUCACCUUAAUAAGCCAUAAUGAAAAACAAUGUCUAUGUAAGAAAAAGGACCUCUCUCUCUCUCUCUCUCUCUCUCUCUCAGAAGGUGUUGGGACUGAAUAAAAGAGUAGAAAAUGAAGGUGUGGUGGCUGCUGCUUGUUCUUGCUGUUCGACAUUCUUUGCUCCAUUUCUUCACUCACAUUCUCAUGCACCACCAAGGCUUUUUUUUUUCUAUCUUUACUUCAUCUCUUGUCACAUCUGUCGUUCCAUCUGCUGUUUCCAUGCCCAGACAGUAAACAUGUACUACAUGUACCUCCUGCCGCUGUGAGCAUACAGUUCAAGGUCGAGACUUGUUGACUUGCAUGAUAGUCAAAUAGAGACGGCCAUGCAGAACGAGAACGUUUCACUUUUCUUUGUGCAGCCUGGCAUGUCCUUCCUUCCUUCCUUACUUACUGUAUGGAUGGAGCUGUGGGUUACCAUGGUAACUGCGGUUGCCAGUGGUAACGCACAGUACCGAUAGUGUUACUCAUUGCUUUGGGGCUGUUCAUAGCACUGGGGAGGGAUGAACACAGGUAUGCAAUCCGAUGUUUUCUAGAGAUUUUCUCUGCCGUGUCUGGCAGCUGUGCGACUUACUAAUUCUUUUAUGAAUAGAAACUGAUUGGAAAUCCUGUCAUGGUUUUCUUUUCAUGGUCUUCUCACACAGGCGACCCCCACAAGUCCCCUCACGUCCCAACCACUGGUGAAGGAACUUCAGAUGUUGAGCACUCUGUUGUGGAGUCUGCACUGCCGGGUGCACUUGACGUUAAAGUUCAGGUGUACCAUACAAUCCCUCGUGCUGUCUCCUGUGUACAUUUUGUUUUGUGGCUGGACCAAAGCUGACAGCCUGUGUGUUUUUUUGUGCUUGCCUCCUUACUGCAAAUAAAUGAAAUAAAACUGA
Messenger RNA from Larimichthys crocea (large yellow croaker), 4488 nucleotides. RefSeq names its product dynamin 2b (gene dnm2b). Gene Ontology annotation, biological process: receptor internalization; synaptic vesicle budding from presynaptic endocytic zone membrane. Gene Ontology annotation, cellular component: cytoplasm; synapse; plasma membrane. Gene Ontology annotation, molecular function: GTP binding; GTPase activity; microtubule binding. NCBI's taxonomy places the organism in Eukaryota, Metazoa, Chordata, Actinopteri, Sciaenidae. Bases 295 to 2883 code for a protein of 862 amino acids. The record is from RefSeq and is a predicted model, not a curated record. The transcript is spliced from 20 exons.